GCUGAGUUUCUGUGCUGGAGUUCUGUGUCUGUGACUGAAGACUGCAGCGAUGGAGCUGUCUGGCGCUCAUGAUGGACGAUCUCAGUCUGACCCUGUUCAAGCGUCUCAGGGUGAUGAUGAUUCGGGAUUGUUUGGGGUGAAAGUCCAGGUCCAGGGCAUCGCUGGCCGGCCGUACGUGGUCCUGAACGCUCAGGGGAGGUGCGCACCAUGUUCUCCGGAGUAUCCCGACGUCUUCCUCACCGACCAUCAGCGGCAGGAGUUUGUGUCCAAUAUGAGCGGCAGCGCUUCAAGCACUCAAACUCCUCGACUGGAUCAUUACAGAUCUCUGAGAGCCUUCAAGAACCCGUCGGCCCAGCUGCUGAACUACCAGAGGAAGCCUGAGAUCCUGAGAGCCUGCGAUCCCAGAAACCACCGCGGCUGGUGCAGCAGCCCUUCCUCGCCCGUGAUGGUGAAGAGAGCCAGGAUCCCUGUGCCGGGAGUCCAGGAGCCGUCGGUGGAGAGCGUCCCCUACCAGCCGUCUCAUAUCAUCUGCAGGAUGUCUGUAGCCGCCUCAGAGAUACACGACACCAGGACGGACCGCGCAGGAUCCCCUCGGACCGGCCGAGUCGCUCACCGCAGCAGAAUCGGACCCGAGGAGAAGAGGCGCUCCAGAAGUCUGGAGUCCAGAUCGGACAGGACAGGGAUUGGAACGGAAGUCGGCGGCUUCAUGCAGACAGAUGUGUCAGAGGUCACAGGGGUCGGAGCCACAUCUGCAGGGCAGCAGGAGAGGUCAGAGGUCAAAGAAGAGAACGGAAGCGGACAGGCCACACCUGAUCUUCUGAAAGGACAGCGAGAGCUUCCGGAUCAGCCCGAUGAGGAAACCGCUAAACUGGUGAUGGUUAACUACCUGAAAGAUGGGUCCUGUGAGGGUGAAGCCGUUAUCAGGCAGAAGGUGGAGCUGAUGUUUGACAAGAUCCGCAUGCUGAAGUUCACAACGCUGGAGGAGUUUGAGUUUGCAGCUCCUCUGGAGGAGGUGAACGAUCUUAAAGACAGAAGGGCGGCGCUAGAGAGACACGUCAGUCACUUACAGCAGCAGCUGCAGGAAGCCCAGCAGAACAACGAGAGUUUGUCUGAGCAGAAAGAGGAGAGAAACGCCGAGCUGAAGAGACUGCAGGAGACGCUAGAGAGGAACGAACAGGAGCAGAUCAUAGUCCGCCAUAAACUCACCGACAUGGAGAAAGAGCUGCAGACCUCACUGGACCAACUCCUGCAGGCCAGAAGAGCUCGUGAUCAGUGUCGUUCUGAUAUGAGGGAUCUGCAGCAGCAGCUGUCUGACAUCCAUGAUGAGUUAGACAGUGCUAAGAGCUGCGAGGCCGGAGAGAGAGACAGGCUGCUGCAGGAUCUGUCUCAGUUGCAUGGGGAGUUCGAGGCCCUGCAGCAGGUGCAGGAGGAGCAGGAGGAGGCGCUACACCGGAGGGACAGGGAGCUGAAAGCCCUGCUAGAGGCGCUAGAGGAGGAGAUCUCAGCUCACGCCAGAGAUGUGGAGGCGCUGCAGGAGGAGCACCAGCAGGAGAUCCACAGACUCCUGGAAGCCACACAGGAGGCCAAAGAGAGUGUGGCUCUGCUGGGUCAGAAGGUUCUGGAGGUGGCUGCAGAGAAAAGAGCCGGUCAGACGCUGAUCUCAGAGCUGAAGCAGACUAAAGCAGAGCUCCAGCAGAAGAUCUGCACUCUGGAGGAGCAGAUCUCUUCCCUCCACCAUCUCAUCCAGCAGAAGCAAGAGCAUGAGAAGCUCCUGACAGCACGUGUGGAGCAGCUGAUGAUGGAGAAACAGAAUCUGGAGGAGGAGCUGCAGGAGGUCAGACAGCAGGAGGAGGACAUGUGUGGAGCCAACCGAGCCCUGAUGAGACACCUGGAGGACACACAGAGUGAGCUGAGCAGGUUGACUCGAGCGCAUCGUGAGCUGAAGGAGAGGUUUGAGGAGGAGCGCCGUCAGAUGGAGGAGCUGCAGAGGAGACGCAGUGAGUUAGAGGAGCAGAGGAGGAGCCAGAACCGAGUGUUAGAGGGGCUGCAGGAGGAGAUGAGCGCGGCGGUGACGGGAUCGGAGCAGGAGACGCAGAAGCUGCAGGAGGAGCGGUGUGUGUUGGAGGAGAAACUCUCUCGCUGCGAGUUUGAUCUGAAUGAGGCGGAACUGAAAACUCAGCAGCUGCAGAAGAGAAUAAAAGAGCUGGAGGAGAAACAACAAACACAUGACGACAGACACAGCAAACUCAUGGAGGUGCGAGUGUGUGAGCUGGAGCGGAGUGUGUUAGAGGAGCGCAGCAGCUCAGACACGCUCAUGAAGAGACUGGAACGAGGACGAGAGCAGAUGGAGCAGGUGAGAGCUGAAGUGCUGCAGGAACGAGCCGCUCGACACGAGCUGGAAUGUGACAAGAUCCGUCUGGAGCGACAGAAUAAGGAUCUGCGGGGCCGCGUGGCGCAGCUGGAGGGAUCUCAGCGCAUCGGUCAGGACGCCGUCAUCUCCAAACUGCAGCUGCACCUGCAGGAGCUGGAGGAGAGGCUGCUGGGAGAGGAGAGAGAGAAGAGCGAGCUGCAGCAGCUGACCCGCAGACUGGAGCGCCGCAUGAAGGAGCUGACGCUGCAUCUGGAGGAGGAGAAGCUCUCGCUGCAGGACCAGAGAGAUCAGCUGUCUCUGCGUCUGAAAACCCUGAAGCGUCAGCUGGACGAGGCCGAGGAGGAGAUUGAGAGGCUGGAGAACAGCAGGAAGAAGCUGCAGAGAGACGUGGAGGAACAGCAGGAGCUCAACGAUCAGCUGAAGACGGAGAUCUGUGGCAAUAACUUCUAA
Molecule: messenger RNA, 2821 nt
Organism: Sinocyclocheilus anshuiensis
Lineage: Eukaryota; Metazoa; Chordata; Actinopteri; Cypriniformes; Cyprinidae
Product: cingulin-like protein 1
Exons: 18
Coding region: 50-2821 (923 amino acids)
Biological process (GO): protein localization to cell-cell junction
Cellular component (GO): myosin complex; bicellular tight junction
Source: RefSeq, a predicted model, not a curated record